Molecule: messenger RNA, 396 nt
Organism: Echinostoma caproni
Lineage: Eukaryota; Metazoa; Platyhelminthes; Trematoda; Plagiorchiida; Echinostomatidae
Source: the annotation of a GenBank genome assembly
AUGAUUUCAGCUGAUCCUGAAUUUUCACGAUUUGAACGACAAGAAACGUUAUUUUGGCCCAUUGAAGGUUCCGUCUUCGCUGCCGUACUGAACAUCACUAGUCCUUCAGAUGUUGCCGACACUUUUGUGCUACCGGUUAAUUUCACUCGCGGCAUUUUGAUUGUGAAUGAUCAGGUCAUGGGACGAUAUAACCAAGCUCUGGGGCCACAACUGAGGUUAUAUGUGCCCAAGAGUGCACUACAGGUCGGAACAAACAUAUUUAUUAUCAUUGAACUGGAUAGUCUAUGGCUCAACGAAACAAUGAUUGGUGGUCCACUGAAUGAGGGCGCUACCUAUCCGCUUGCAUUUGACGACCGGAUGCACUGGCAUACACAACGAAAACGGCCUAUCCACUGA